AUAAAUGUGUCAUCUGAUCGUUUUUGCAGUUAUAAUUAGGUAUUUUCGCCUGGUGCGAUUGCAGAGAAGACAUGAUAUUAGGAAAGCCCUCUUCCGCACUUCUGCUUGUCUCAUAUUUUAUUAUUGUGGAUUGUAAGGUUCCGCUUGUGCAAAAGGUUUACAAUAUCAGAAAGUUUUUGUGGACACCGAAACCUAUAUGGACAUAUGCUACUACAGGAACGGGCAACUGCUGGUGUCAAGCAGACGUCAAUCAAGUGAUACAGGAAAAAGAAGUUAUUUACACUCAUUACUUCCUCAACAAAGCAGAAAUGAAGUACUGCGGCACACCCGAUUAGUUGGAGUAUUUGAUAAAAAAAACAUAAUGUAUGUCCAUCCUUAUGGUUCUACAUAUAAAGUGAAGCACGAAAUUACGUUUUUCGAUAAACAAGCCAAGUGUGCUGUGUUCAGAGUCUUAUCGAUGUCUUCCUUUGUAGGUCAUGUCAACAAAGUGGACCUGCGAGUCUGGAACACGUCCGAUGUAGCUGUCUCAGCCCGACCUUGUCUUCUAUCAUUCAAGAAGCAAACCCGCGGAGGGCACAUCAUUUACAAAAACAUGUGCCAGAAGAUGUUUGAAAAAUCGCGAGCUUCGCAGGACCUGGACAUUGAAGGAAGGAAAUCACCCCACGACACUGUUUGUCACAACGAAGCCUAAUAAAGAUAUGCAAAAU
Messenger RNA from Rhipicephalus sanguineus (brown dog tick), 707 nucleotides. RefSeq lists its product as uncharacterized. Bases 197 to 691 code for a protein of 164 amino acids. Lineage: Eukaryota; Metazoa; Arthropoda; Arachnida; Ixodida; Ixodidae. The record is from RefSeq and is a predicted model, not a curated record. The transcript is spliced from 5 exons.